UCAGGCUGAUGAUGCAGGCGCGCGCUGAGGCGGCUUCACUUUGAGCGCUUCAUUGUGCGCGUGAGCCGAAACUCGUGAGUGUCCCUCGCCGCGGACCGGUCACGAAGAACCCGAAGCGCACGCUGAGAGCCGCAGAAGGAUUCGUCUCGCAUCAGUCCAUCCGGGAUUGGAUUACGCGUUAAAAUCCCCACCCCUCCCACCCACCCCAGCGCUGGGAUUCAGUUCCGUUCCCCCGAAGAUGCCCGUUUGCGGAUCGCCGAUCAGGGACUUUCGCGGAAUUAAACGAGCAAAAGAUCCAAACAAGUUCCGAAAGCCAGAUGUAAACGCAGGGCUUCAGAUUAACACGUGUGAUCGAUGGCGGCGGUGCUACACACUGUAUCAGGACACAAAACACAAGCUGUGUGGUGAUAGCUGAAGCCUUCCUAUGAGGUGAGCGUAUCGGUGCGGACCCCCGGCUCCCCUCGCAGCGACAGCAGCAGCAGCAGGACUAAGGGAUGUCACAAGUAUUCCUCCUUCUGACCCUGCUCAGUUCCUCCUCCUGCAUCCAGGUGUCAUCUGCUGCAUCCCUCAAAACUUUGAUGGCAAGAUGGAUGAUGUACAGAGAGGAAUGUUUUCGAAAUAUUAGCAGAGAACCACCGAUGUCAGGUCUGGUGUGCAACAGAACAUUUGAUAAAUAUGCCUGCUGGCCGGAUGCACUGCCUAAUACUACAGUGAGUGUGGCCUGCCCCUGGUACCUGCCCUGGCACAAGGAAGUCCAACAUGGCUUCGUGUAUCUGGAGUGUGAUGCAGAAGGACAGUAUAGCAAACAGAAAAAUGCCAGCGAAUGUCAAUCACAUGACCCCACGCAAAUCAACAUGCAACACUACGGACGGAUCCUCAGUCAGUUCUGGACCAUGUACACCAUCGGAUAUUCCCUGUCUCUCGCGGCUCUGGUGCUGGCGUUGGGCAUCCUGGUGGCCUUUAGGAAGCUGCACUGCAUGAGAAACAACAUCCACAUGAACUUGUUUGCCUCCUUCAUCCUGCGAGCCUCUUCUAUUCUCAUCAAAGACGCCAUGUUGGAAAGGCCUGAUGACUUCCAUGUUGGUCAGGACAUCACCACUGAACUGGAGGUGGAGUGGCUGGUUAAAAACGAGACGGCGGUCGGCUGCAGGGUUGCAAUGGUGAUGAUGCAGUACAGCAUUCUGGCCAACAACUACUGGCUGCUGGUGGAGGGCAUCUACCUGCACAGCCUUCUGGUCGUCACAGUCCUGACGGAGAGGAAUUACUACGGCAUCUACCAGUGUAUCGGCUGGGGUGCCCCUCUGAUAUUUGUGUUGCCGUGGGUGAUCGUGAAGUACCUGUACGAGAAUGAAGAAUGCUGGUUGCAGAAUAUUAACAUGAAGUACUGGUGGAUUAUUCGUUCACCAAUCCUGCUGGCCGUGUUGAUUAACUUUUUCAUCUUCAUACACAUCAUCAAGAUCCUCGUGUCGAAACUGAGGGCACACCAAAUGAGAUAUUCCGACUACAAGUUCCGGCUUGCUAAGUCAACCCUCACCCUGAUUCCGUUACUGGGGAUCCAUUCAGUCCUGUUUUCGUUUGUUACUGAUGAGUCUACCUCACAUGGUGCUCUGUCUCUGCGCCUCACAAAGCUAUUCAUCGACCUCUUCUUCAACUCCUUCCAGGGGCUGUUGGUAGCCAUCUUAUAUUGCUUUGUCAACAAGGAGGUUCAGUCUGAGAUUCUGAAAAAAUGGAGACGUUGGAAGCUUGGGCGGGACAUAGAGGAGGAGUACCGUCACACCUACAGCCAGUCCCUUCAGAUGAAGAGUGGCAGCAUCAUGGUCCCUCCUAACAACCUCUCGCGGCUGCCUGAUAUCGCUACCACUACUUCACGGCUCGGCAGUCCGGAAGAGAAGCAGAUGUUGGUGUCCAACAGUCAGAACGGUAUAGGUACUGGAUUGCAGUUCACUUCCACACCACAAGAUAGUUCCACCUGCAGUUCGAUAACAGAGGACAUAGUGAUGGUGGACAGAGUAAAGGUUUGUAACGUUCAACAGGACAAUGUCUAGAGCAACCUGGGAGCUCCAGAUGUCUCGCAGAAGAAGACCUUUAACCCAACCACCCUCGCUUCUUCUGGCUGAGGGCCCUGAAGCAAGGAGCAGGAGACGUGUGAAUGUGUGUGUGUGUGUGUGUGUUUGUGUGUGUGAGUUUGUGAGAGCACUGUCCUCUCUGAUGGACACAUGAUGGACACCCCGUUCAUCACAUUACAUGGUGCUCAGUUGGCACUGUCCCAGUCAGACAGGAUCAGCGGUGAGCAGAAGUUGGACACAUGUUAGGAAAGAUUUGCACAAAUGUACAUGCUAACAAACUCAGUGAUGAAGAACAGAGUCUUACCUCUAGUCUUAUAUAGCUGUCUGUGAUGUUGACAAUUUAGUAGAGAAAAUCCAUUGGGACUGCAAGGUUCAAGAGGAGCCAUCGCAAGCAAACAUCUACAACCAGCACCUCUAGAUGAAUAGAAGAUUAAGAAAGAGAUAGACUUGAACUUGUCAAAAAGUUAACUAAACCGGGUAAUGCAUUCCAGAGUGCAUGAGCUACAUUUGAACCGAAGGAACCCCAUAUGUCCCUGUAGAAAAGACCAACUUGGACCUGAAUUUCCAUACAGGUUUAUGCUAAUAUGGUGCCGAUGGACCAGCAAAGCCAAAAAUGGGUGAAGCUGAUUGAUCAAGGACAUUCUGCUGGUUAAAUAAGCAAGGAUACCUUGUGGUGACACCAACACACCAGCAUUUUUGUUUGCAUAUGUUUUGGAAUCGAUUAACGCUUUUGGGUACAUGUAACACGUAAAGAUGUUUUUGUGUAGUUUCAUUAAAACCAUCUUUGUCUUUGUUAGAAAUUAAUUGCUAAGCUAAAGUAUAGACAUAGAGUGAUAAAGUAUUGACAGGUAUUGCCCGUGUGCCUUUUUCUAUAGGUCAUAGAACCCAUUAUUAAAACAAAAACAGAAAGUGAAGUGCAAAUCAGGCACCCAAUCUUCAGAGGUAAAAGUUACUUAAAGCAGAUUCUGUAUAGCAAACAGGACUUCAGCAUUAGAUGAAUGUGCCACUAUUAAUCAUAUGAUUUGCUCCCUUCAAGGAAAUAUGCUUGGUAUACUCAAGCAUGCAAAAUACAGCCAUAUGUGAAUUGCUUCAAAGGGUCUGGGUCAAUGCCUUAAUGGAGUAGCAUGACAGAUCUGAUUCCCCUGUGUCAAUGGUCAGAGGAGAUGACUGUCCACAAGACAUGUUGAUAUGUUCAGUAUUAGUUAGCAACUGCUUCUUCUCUCACGUACUUCUUAUCUCCCAAUAGACGUUCAAAUCCUUUGCCAUAGAGCUUUGAAAGAUGCUCAGGAAGUGUAGGAGGAACUGUGGAGACGGGAGCCAGAAAGCAAAGAGAAAAUUUAGAACAAAUUAAAACAUAAGACAUCGAUCAAAAUGGUUCCUCAGUCAGAGGAUGUUUGUCAUGCUCAGUUCAAAUUAUGAUAUGCUAUUAAGAAAAAAAAAAAAACAUACGCAACCGCAAGACAUUGCGACGAAGUGUAGAGGUGAAGUUUGUAAUUUUAACAACAUUAGUGCCACCAAAUCUAAUUGUUUGAGGUGCCCAGCUGAGCCAUAACAAUAAAGAGUUUGAGGUGGGACUUUUUCUUUGAACAUAAGGGUUAAAGUUUGUCUGGUUAAUAUUAGCAGUUAAUCCCUGCUGGUAUUUACUGACUACACCAUUACAGUGGCAUCUUUUCUUUACUGAUGACCUUACAUGUCAAACAACUGCAUUUAAGUUGAAUACGAAUGCUUACACAUUUAUAUUUCUCAGUUAUUGAAAUUAACUUGGCCUGGACAUUUGGAGCACUGAGAGUUUGUUAUAAAAAAUAAAUUUGUACAAUUCUGUUUAGUGUCACUAAUGAUGUAUAAAUGACUUACUUCACCUUCAAUGACAAUGAGCAGCUGAUGCCCCAUAUUGUGGCAUUUGUGUGCAUUAUGAUGCACAUUUAUAUUUUCUUUAGAUCAUCAUUAAACACAUGAUGAUAAUGACAAUGAUUUUAGCUGAUAACUAUGUGGGGCAAUUUGCACAAUUUUAAUUUAUAAUUGUUAAAUAUGUAGAUACUGGUAAAUGCCUGUUGAGAUUUGUAAUGACUUUGUUUUGUGAUGUCUGUUAUUUGUGCACAUGGUGUGUAUUUUGUGCUUGUGCGUGCUUCGUGGAGAGUGAGAGAAACCUUUAGGUCCUGGUUUAGUGUUCAGGUAACUAAACAGAGAAAUUACUGGCAUUUUUGACCAAUUUUGCCUUUUGAGUGAGAGAUAUAAUUUGGUCCUUCUUUGGGUGAGAUGGUAGUGGCUAAUUUAUAAUAACUGCAGAUGAAAGACUCUUUAGUGCUUACAAAGUGCUAAACAUUGGACUUUUUCCAAAAAGGGAAAUUCUUUAUCGCCACAAGGGAUCAAAGACCAUGAACUUAUUUGUCUGAGGUUGUCUGCCAAAACAAAACAUCCUGUUGAAUAUUUCAAACUGAUUUUCCAAAACUGGCAUCGUGUAAUGUUAUCCAAGCAUAACAGUAAUCGUGGAAGUCAAUAAAUCAUGCAUACAUG
Messenger RNA from Puntigrus tetrazona (Sumatra barb), 4580 nucleotides. RefSeq names its product glucagon receptor a (gene gcgra). Lineage: Eukaryota; Metazoa; Chordata; Actinopteri; Cypriniformes; Cyprinidae. Bases 495 to 2045 code for a protein of 516 amino acids. The record is from RefSeq and is a predicted model, not a curated record. Gene Ontology annotation, biological process: cell surface receptor signaling pathway; adenylate cyclase-activating G protein-coupled receptor signaling pathway. Gene Ontology annotation, cellular component: plasma membrane. The transcript is spliced from 15 exons. Gene Ontology annotation, molecular function: peptide hormone binding; glucagon receptor activity.